This is a messenger RNA of Bicyclus anynana (squinting bush brown), 1398 nucleotides long. Its product is annotated as lipase 1-like. The transcript has a single exon. Gene Ontology annotation, molecular function: hydrolase activity, acting on ester bonds. The record is from RefSeq and is a predicted model, not a curated record. The coding region runs from base 50 to 1267 and encodes 405 amino acids. Lineage: Eukaryota; Metazoa; Arthropoda; Insecta; Lepidoptera; Nymphalidae.
UAGCUUUAGCUUCGUGAUUCCGGUCGCUUGUGAUAUCCGUUCUCAUAUCAUGAAUCUCUCUUACAAGUUAUUAUUUAUAUUUUGUAUCUCCAACAUCAACAGUGCUGUUUCCUUUAGCAAAUAUAAACUCGCAAGACAAUCAAGUGAACACAGUGAAGAUGUAUUUCUAGAUUCAUUGCAACUGUUACAAAAAUACAAUUAUACUUCAGAGAAACAUGUUGUGAUUACCGAAGAUGGAUAUAAACUGAAAACUUUCCGCAUAACCAGAAAAGGACCUCCUGUGUUAUUGGUUCAUGGUAUUGGAGACAGCUCGGAUUCUUGGCUCGUUUUGGGACCGAAAUAUUCCUUAGCAUAUCAGCUAGCAGAUGCUGGAUACGACGUUUGGAUUUUCAACGCAAGAGGCAACAGAUACUGUAAGGAACACGUCAAGGAGAUUCCCCAAAAGUUGUUCUGGGAUUUCAGUUACGAGGAAAUUGGAUCAUAUGAUGUUCCCGCUACAAUUAAUUACGUGCUCUCCGAAACAAACUAUUCAAAACUUUCUUAUGUUGGGUUUUCUCAAGGCACCACAGCGUUAUUCGUGAUGUGCAGUUUGCGACCUGAGUAUAAUAAGAAAAUCGAUCACGCUGUCUUACUAGCGCCUGUAGCGUGGUUGAAAUAUACGAAGUAUCCGUUAAUUGAUUUCUUUUCCAAAAAAUUGAGCUUCCUAACAUGGUUAGCAGAAGCACAGAAUGUGUAUGAAGUUUUCCCAUUCAAUGAAAAUUUAAAUCUGUACCACGCCUCGGUUUGUGACGCUCUUUCACCCGUCAGAUUGUUAUGCGAAUUGGAGUUAUUCGUGAACUUUGGUCUGCAAAAGCUGACUAAUUUACUGCCGCAAAAAUUGCCUGUUAUAACAACUCAUAUACCAGCUGGGACGUCGGCAAGAGUGUUCUUGCAUUUUAUCCAAGGUUACUCGACUCAGAGAUUUCAACGAUACGACUAUGGAGCAACAAAAAACCUUGAGGUGUAUUCCUCUGCUGUACCACCAGAAUACGACGUGUCAUUGGUCAGUGUGCCGAGUACAUUGGUCGCAAGUGAAGUGGAUUGGUUCAGUGACGCUGAAGAUGUUAAAGUACUUUUAAAAAAGUUAAAAUCAGUUACAAAGUUGAUUCAAUUAAACGAGACAUUGCAAUUUACUCACCUUGAGUUUGUAUACGGUGCGCGUGUGAAUUCCAUCAUCAAUAAACCUGUUUUGACAAUUUUGGAUAACUUGAAGAGAAAUGUAACAUAACAGUGAACGAGAUUCGAAUAUUUUUUUUGAUUGUAGAUGAUUGUGAUAUUAGCUUAGUUACUAUUAAGUAAAUGUUUAUUUAUACUAAUAUUAUAAUAUAAAGGCUGCUUAAAAAUAAAUUACAAUUACAA